Messenger RNA from Fusarium vanettenii 77-13-4, 1421 nucleotides. RefSeq lists its product as uncharacterized. The record is from RefSeq and is a predicted model, not a curated record. Lineage: Eukaryota; Fungi; Ascomycota; Sordariomycetes; Hypocreales; Nectriaceae. The transcript has 3 exons. The annotation marks the transcript as partial.
CACAGAUUGACAUUCAACGUGAAAGAUCAGACACCCUUGUCUAGAUCCUAGCCAUGAUGCUGUUCUUAGCGCUGCAUGUCGCAUGUCUGGCCCAUUUGGCGUCGUCUCAGCAGAUCCCACUCAAUGAGCAGCUAUCGUCGCACUCUGAGUCAACAGACCACGACAGCAAUGACGUUCCAAUUGCUGAUGCUGCCUUUGAGCAGUAUAUCCGGGACAAGAUGGCUCGAUGGCAUGCCCCCGGUCUUGCCAUGGCCAUACUCGACGGGAACAAGACGUGGACGAGGGGGUUCGGAUAUGCUUCCCUAGAGGGUGAACCUGUCACACCCUCAACUCUUUUCUACUGUGGUAGCAUGACAAAGUCCUUCACUGCUGCCGCCCUGUCACUCCUUGUAGACCAAUCCCAAGACUAUGCCGACAUCCAAUGGUCCACGCCCGUAUCUAACCUCCUCCGUGAAGACUUUGUUCUCUCGGAUGACUGGGCCACCAGCCACAUCACUGUCGCCGAUGUACUCUGCCAUAGAACUGGAUACCCGAGGCACGACUAUGCUGGUCCAUUCCUCAACUCGUCCGUAAACAUGGUGCACUCGUUCCGCCAUCUGCCAAUGGCUGGAGAGCCGCGCGCCCAGUGGAGGUACAGCAACUUGAUGUACGGAACCAUGGGUUACUUGAUUGAGACGCUCACGGGCACUUCUCUUGCUGACUUCUUCCGAGAUCGGCUGUGGCUUCCCAUGGGGAUGCGCAACACCUACUUACAUCCUGACGAUGCACUGGCCAGCGAGAGUACUCUGGCAGUUCCAUAUUACUGGAACAACGACACAGAGACAUAUGGCGAGAUCCCAUGGAGGGAUGAGCAGAACAUCGCUGGUGCGGGAAUGGCCAUCUCAUCCGUUCUCGAUUGGUCUCGAUAUCUGCGACACAUGAUCGACGAGACAGGCCCAAUCUCCAAAGCCGGUCAUCACACCCUCAAACUUCCACACAAGGUUGUCGAAGAACGCGAGCGGCUCUUCACGGGCCCCGUCUACUACGGCUUCGGUUGGUUUGGAAGUGUCUUCCAGGAUGAGCCAGUUUGGUGGCAUUCCGGUCUUGUCAACAGCAUGAUGUCCAUAAUGCUCAUGAUUCCGAGCAAGAAGUUUGGCUUCGUCAUCAUGCUCAACAGUGAAAACGCCCCUGCACUCGACUCCAUCAUCGCCAAGACUCUAUACGACUUUUUCCAUGUAGAGGAGGGAAAGCGGCAAAACCUGGAGGCAAACUGGAACCAGACAUAUGCAGAGUGGGAAGAGCGUCUUGGAAACUGCUCGAAUAGGUUGUACCCUUCUCUGCCAUCGCCUCCUAUUCGGGCCCCGCUGCCACCAGGGAGGUUUGCUGGUGAAUAUUAUCACCCAGGCUAUGGUCCAAUCUCCGUCUCCAUAAGUUGCGACAAA